CAGGGGCGGACUGACCAUUUGGAAACUCGGGCACUGCCCGAGGGCCCUGGAUCAGUGAGGGGCUCCAUGAGAUGUCCCUGGUACGUUUUUCAUAAGCUUUUUUGAGUUUGGGCAAGGACACAGGGGCCCCAUGAUCCCCUAUUGCCCGGGGCCCCCAUGAGUUGUCAGUCCGCCCCUGCUCCAGCCUUUUGGAAGGGUGAAGCAUUUCAUAACUCCAGCCCUGAGAAAGGGGGAAGCAUUUCCCCUGAAAUCAUGCCUUUGGAGUGUGGGAGGAAACCUGAGUAA
Staurois parvus is the source of this 285-nucleotide messenger RNA. The record is from the annotation of a GenBank genome assembly. Lineage: Eukaryota; Metazoa; Chordata; Amphibia; Anura; Ranidae.